Pyrus x bretschneideri (Chinese white pear) is the source of this 2011-nucleotide messenger RNA. Its product is annotated as rust resistance kinase Lr10-like. The transcript is spliced from 3 exons. The record is from RefSeq and is a predicted model, not a curated record. NCBI's taxonomy places the organism in Eukaryota, Viridiplantae, Streptophyta, Magnoliopsida, Rosales, Rosaceae. Gene Ontology annotation, molecular function: protein kinase activity; ATP binding. Gene Ontology annotation, biological process: protein phosphorylation. Bases 592 to 1899 code for a protein of 435 amino acids.
AUCACGAUUAUAUAUCUUUCUUUGAUUGCUUGUCACCCGUUGAGUCUCCGGAUUACGUAAAAAUCAACUGCAGUACUACCAACUCAUCAUCUGCUACAACCUCAUAUUCUUAUAUUAUGGUGAAAGAUAGAGUGGACAAUCUUCAACCCUCUUGUAAUCUGACCGGAAUUGUUCAAUAUUCUUAUGAUAUCACACAAGCUGGAAGUGGCCUUUCAUUUUCUUUCAUCCGUGAUCAUUUGAGAAGCGGUAUAGAGCUUUAUUGGGAUGGAUAUCUCCUCGACAGUUACUGCUACGACCGAUACCAAUCCCUCCACUGUGAGUAUGGUUUCAUCACUUUGGCGAACAGUCACUAAUUCAAGUUAAUUUUAUAUGAAUUAAAAUGAAGAUUUUUUCUUCAAUCUCUAACUGACACUAAUGAACUUUUGCAGGUUUCGGUGAAGACAUGAAGCGCAGUAAGUUUUGACUAGCACCACAUUUUCUAAUAGCUAAUGUUGUUAUGUUGCUCUUAAAAUUGCUGAGUUUAAUCUUUUCCCUUCGUUCUGUUUUCACACAGAUCUCCUAGAAGCCGCCAAGAUCAUCGGGGCGUUUCUGAUGGCGCGAAUGAUACUCGGCGUUGUUAUUUUGUUGGGUUUCUGUUGCUACAAACUGUACUGGAAAAAGUUCCCAAAGCAUGCAGCAGUAGAAGAAUUCUUGAUUGAAUUAAAAAUUAAAGUCAGUCAAAAAGGCUUUUGGAAAAAGCUCCUGAAUGAUGCAGUUCAAAAGUUCUUGGAUGCAUGCAAGAAUGUUAGAAGAAGAAAGUACUUUUAUUCAGAAUUCAAGAUGAUUGUAGUUUCUUUAAAACAACUGAGUCAAGGAGUCUAUUCGAAAAAAUUCCGAAAGGACGAGGCAGUUGAAGAAUUCUUGGAUGCAUACAAGAAUCUUAUGCCCAGAAGGUAUUCAUAUUCAGAUAUUAAGAAGAUUACAAUGGCUUUCAAAGAUAAACUCGGACAGGGGGGCUUUGGUUCCGUCUUCAAAGGAGAGCUGUCGGAUGGUCAUCUUGUUGCAGUCAAGAUGUUGAGUGGAUCCAAAGGUGAAGGGCAAGAUUUCAUCAAUGAAGUUGCCACAAUUGGAAGAAUCCAUCAUGUCAAUGUGGUGCAACUAAUUGGAUUCUGUUCUGAGAGAUCGAAAAGAGCUCUUGUUUAUGAUUUCAUGCCUAAUGGAUCCCUCGAAAAAUAUAUAUUUUUGGAGAAAGAAAAAGGCGUUGUUCUUGGUUGGGAUAGAAUGCACGAGAUAGCUCUCGGGGUGGCUGGUGCAAUCAAAUAUCUACACGAGGGAUGUGAUAUACAAAUUCUGCACUUCGACAUCAAACCCCACAACAUUCUUCUUGAUGAGAACCUCAAUGCUAAAAUCUCCGACUUUGGUCUUGCAAGAUUUUACCCUAGAGAUCAUAACACUCUUUCUCUUACUGCUCCAAGAGGCACGAUGGGAUAUAUAGCUCCAGAAAUGUUCUACAGAAACCUCGGAGGUGUUUCGUACAAAGCUGAUGUUUAUAGCUUCGGAAUGUUGCUAAUGGAAAUGACCGGUCGGAGGAAGAACUUGAAUGCACAUGCACAAAAUUCAAGCCAAAUUUACUUCCCUUCCUGGAUUUAUGAUCAACUAGAAAAGGGAUUGAGUGUUGAAAGUGUUGAUGCCUGUGAGAAUGAUAAGAAAGUAGCCAAGAAGAUGAUCAUGGUUGCAUUGUGGUGCAUACAACUGAAGCCGGCGGAUCGCCCUUCCAUGAGCAAAGUCGUAGAGAUGCUUGAAGGUGAAGUCGAAGCCUUGCAGAUACCUCCGAAGCCUUUCUUCUGUCCCCAAGAGAUGCCGAUGCAAGAUCCGGUUGAUGACACGGACAGUGAAGAGGAUACAAUCUCCAUGGUAUAAGGGAAAUGCAAUGCCUUAUCAAUCUUUGUAAUUUUCGAAACUCCGCGUUGGUGUGGUGGAUUCUUAGCCUUUUAUAUGAAACAUUUUAAAUUAAUCUCAAGUUUUUUCGUGA